CCGAGGGGGAGGGGCGGGCCCGGCCCGGCUCGGCCCGGCCGCCCGCGCCCGGCUCCAGGAGGCCCCGGGCCCGGCCCGGGCGGCGGUGGCGGUGGCUGCUCUAGCUCGAGACCUCUGUGGCGCCCUUGCACCGCACCGCAGCCAUGGCCCUGGUGACCCUGCAGCGCUCGCCCACGCCCAGCGCCGCCUCCUCCUCGGCCAGCAACAGCGAGUUGGAGGCUGGCAGCGAAGAAGAUCGAAAAUUAAACCUCAGCUUAAGCGAGAGCUUUUUCAUGGUGAAAGGCGCAGCCCUCUUCUUACAACAGGGAAGCAGCCCUCAAGGCCAGCGGAGUCUUCAGCACCCCCACAAGCAUGCAGGUGACCUGCCUCAACAUCUUCAGGUGAUGAUCAACCUUCUGCGUUGUGAAGACAGAAUCAAGCUGGCCGUGCGCCUGGAGAGCGCCUGGGCGGACCGGGUCCGGUACAUGGUGGUGGUGUACAGCAGCGGGCGCCAGGACACCGAGGAGAAUAUCUUGCUGGGAGUGGACUUUUCCAGUAAGGAAAGUAAAAGCUGCACCAUUGGGAUGGUUCUCCGACUGUGGAGCGACACGAAAAUCCACCUUGAUGGAGAUGGUGGGUUCAGCGUGAGCACAGCAGGAAGGAUGCACAUAUUUAAGCCUGUGUCUGUCCAGGCCAUGUGGUCUGCCCUGCAGGUGCUUCACAAGGCCUGCGAAGUGGCCCGGAGGCACAACUACUUCCCCGGGGGCGUAGCUCUCAUCUGGGCUACCUACUAUGAGAGCUGCAUCAGCUCCGAACAGAGCUGCAUCAACGAGUGGAACGCCAUGCAGGACCUGGAGUCCACACGACCCGACUCCCCCGCGCUGUUUGUGGACAAGCCCACUGAAGGGGAAAGGACCGAGCGCCUCAUCAAAGCCAAGCUCCGAAGCAUCAUGAUGAGCCAGGAUCUAGAAAAUGUGACUUCCAAAGAGAUUCGUAAUGAAUUAGAGAAACAGAUGAAUUGUAACUUGAAGGAAUUCAAGGAAUUCAUAGACAAUGAGAUGCUACUUAUCUUGGGACAGAUGGACAAGCCCUCCCUUAUCUUCGAUCAUCUUUAUCUCGGCUCUGAAUGGAAUGCAUCCAAUCUGGAGGAACUGCAGGGCUCAGGGGUGGAUUACAUUUUAAAUGUUACCAGAGAAAUUGAUAAUUUUUUUCCUGGCUUAUUUGCGUAUCAUAACAUCCGAGUGUACGAUGAAGAGACCACAGACCUCCUCGCCCACUGGAACGAAGCGUAUCAUUUUAUAAACAAAGCGAAGAGGAACCAUUCCAAGUGCCUGGUGCAUUGCAAAAUGGGCGUGAGUCGUUCGGCCUCCACUGUCAUUGCCUAUGCAAUGAAAGAGUUCGGCUGGCCUCUGGAAAAAGCAUAUAACUAUGUGAAGCAGAAGCGCAGCAUCACGCGCCCCAACGCGGGCUUUAUGAGGCAGCUGUCUGAGUAUGAAGGCAUCUUGGAUGCAAGCAAACAGCGGCACAACAAACUAUGGCGUCAGCAGACAGACAGCAGCCUCCAGCAGACUGUGGAUGACCCUGCAGGACCCGGCGACUUCUUGCCAGAGACCCCAGAUGGCACCCCGGAAAGCCGGCUGCCCUUCUUGGAUGAUGCCGCCCAGCCCAGCUUAGGACCCCCCCUCCCCUGCUGUUUCCGGCGACUCUCAGACCCCCUUCUGCCUUCCCCCGAGGAUGAAACUGGCAGCUUGGUCCACCUGGAGGAUCCAGAGAGGGAGGCUCUGUUGGAGGAAGCUGCUCCACCUGCAGAGGUGCACAGGCCGGCCAGACAGACCCAGCAAGGUUCCGGACUCUGUGAGAAGGAUGUGAAGAAGAAACUAGAGUUUGGGAGUCCCAAAGGCCAGAGUGGCUCCUUGCUGCAGGUGGAGGAGAUGGAAAGGGAGGAGGGCCUGGGAGCAGGGAGGUGGGGGCAGCUUCCAACCCAGCUCGAUCAAAACCUGCUCAACUCGGAGAACCUAAACAACAACAACAGCAAGAGGAGCUGUCCCGAUGGCAUGGAGCAUGAUGCUAUAUUUGGGAUCCUUAACAAAGUGAAGCCUUCCUAUAAAUCCUGUGCCGACUGCAUGUACCCUACAGCCAGCAGGGCUCCUGAGGCCUCCAGGGAGCGAUGUGAGGACCCCAAUGCUCCUGCCAUCUGCACCCAGCCAGCCUUCCUACCCCACAUCACGUCCUCCCCUGUGGCCCACUUGGCCAGCAGGUCCCGUGUUCCGGAGAAGCCAGCCUCUGGCCCAACCGAACCUCCCCUGUUCCUACCACCAGCAGGCUCCAGGAGGCCAGACACCAGUGGCCCUGGGGCUGGAGCUGCCCUAGAGCCACCAGCCAGCCUUUUGGAACCUUCCAGAGAGACCCCAAAAGUUCUGCCAAAGUCCCUCCUUUUGAAGAAUGCUCACUGUGAUAAGAACCCUCCCAGCACAGAAGUGGUAAUAAAGGAAGAAUUGUCACCCAAGAAAGAUAUGAAGCCAGCCAAGGACCUGAGGCUUCUGUUCAGUAAUGAAUCUGAGAAGCCGACAACCAACAGCUACUUGAUGCAGCACCAGGAGUCCAUCAUUCAGCUGCAGAAGGCAGGCUUGGUCCGCAAGCACACCAAAGAGCUGGAGCGGCUGAAGAGCGCACCUGCAGACCCAGCACCUCCCUCCAGGGAUGGCCCCGCCGGCAGGCUGGAGGCCAGCAUCCCUGAGGAGAGCCAGGAUCUAGCCGCGCUCCACGAGCUGGGCCCCCUGGUUAUGUCCGGCCAGGCUGGGAGUAAUGAGAAAUCAGAGGCCUCCCCAGCUUCAUUGGAAGGAGGCUCACUGAAGAGCCCCCCUCCUUUCCUCUACCGCCUGGACCACACCAGUAGUUUCUCAAAAGACUUUCUGAAGACCAUCUGCUACACCCCCACCUCCUCUUCCAUGAGCUCCAACCUGACCCGGAGCUCCAGCAGCGAUAGCAUCCACAGCGUCCGUGGGAAGCCCGGGCUGGUGAAGCAGCGGACGCAGGAGAUUGAGACCCGGCUCCGGCUGGCGGGCCUCACCGUCUCUUCCCCACUGAAGCGCUCACACUCUCUUGCCAAGCUCGGAAGUCUCAACUUCUCAACGGAAGACCUGUCCAGUGAGGCUGACCCGUCCACCGUCGCUGACUCCCAGGACACCACAUUGAGCGAAUCUUCCUUCUUGCAUGAGCCCCAGGCAACCCCGAGGGACCCAGCUGCAACCUCCAAACCAUCAGGGAAACCCGCCCCAGAAAACUUAAAGAGCCCUUUGUGGAUGAGCAAAAGCUGACCCGUCUUUUGCUGUGUCAGGCUGGGCGGAUAUUUUCACAUGAUCCCUCCCUCACUUUCACUGUGGAUUUGGAUCGACCCCUUACAUCUUGAUUUCCCUUAAACGAUUGAAGUCAUCCUAACUUUUCCCCUACUCUUGCUAUAGAGAGGAGGAGAAGAAACUAAACAACAUGCAGCACAAGAAGGGGAGCUAUCAGUCGUGUGGCCUGGGAGAACCAGGAGCCGCUGGCCAGGAGACACAAAACUCCGCUCCCACCGUGUCUUCAAGAAAAACCGUGUUUUAGGAAGAAUGUGCACACAUAGGUGCACACAUCCAGACUGUUCCCUUCACAUCCUGCAGAAGAGUCCUGGUGGUGGCAGCCUCACCGCGGCACACGCUCUAGCUCAUUCUGGGCCUCGCAGAAAACUCUCGGAUGGCAACAUUAAGUCCUACCUCUGUUCUCGCUGUGCUUUUUAUUUUUAAAACACAAGAAUGACCAAGGCUCGUUCCAGGGAAUAAUGCUCUGUCUGAAACCGUUUUUCCAAAAAAAAGAAUUUUUCGUUUUGUGUUUUGAUUGGGACCCCAGACACGUCAAGACUUUUAACCCGACAGCCCCAAGCACUGCUGGGUAAAGUCAUCAGAUGAGUAGUCCCACGCUGUUGUUGAGCUGACUCUGUGCCCAAUUUGUGGUGCAGGCGCUCUUUCCUGGUUGUGUUGUUACGUGUUUGACCAGCACAGGGGUCCGGUGGGGAGAAUGUAUGGGUUGUUCUCAGUUGUUGCUAAUGCUGAAGUUUAAAUCUCAAGGGGAAGGGCCCACCCGCAUUGUUGAGCGUCUGCUGCUGAAACACAUGGUUGUGUUUAGGUUUGAAAUUGCUUAAGUGUCUGGCUCAGGUGGUGGUUCUGAGACACAUCGUCCUGCUGAGAGCCCAGAUUGCUUAGCUCCACUAAGGCCCAUCCAGGGAAGGGAAAGGAGAUUUCAGCAGCUUCCCUGAAAGGAACAGGACUGUCGGGACGCUUCCCAGAUGUCUACAGUUGCCCCUUCCUGCAGUGAGAUUACUGCUUCCUGUUUCCCUCCAGCUCUUCCCAACAGCAGUGAUGGAGUAUAAGAGGGAUCUGUAGUCGCUGCCUGGCUCUGUGGACGGCCCCUUUAAGACUCAGGUGAGCUCAGCCAGUCCCGCUGCGCCAGGCUUGAAUCAAAGGUGUCAGCAAGCUAGAUGUCAAAACAUUUUGAGAGAGAGGCAGCUUGUAGAAAAGCAGAAAGGUUGAAUUCAGGGGUCAGCAAACUAUGGCAUGUGGCCCCGUGAGCUAGGAAUGGUUUUUCCUUUUUCCUUUGAGACAGAGCCUGGCUCUGUCCACCCAGGCUGGAGUACAGUAGUGCAGUCUUGACUCUGCAGCAUCAACCUCCCUGGCUCAAGCAAUGGCUUUUACCUUUUUAAGGAGUUGUAAAAAAAAAGAAAUAAUAUGUGACAGAAUUCACGUGGCCCACAAAGCCUGAGAUACUUACUGUCAGGUCCUUUAUAGAAAAAGUUGCUGACUCCUGGUUUGAUUUGCCAGACAGGGCUGCCCAUGGCCCUGUAGGAAGAAACUGGGUAAAUUUGAAGCCCUCUGCCUCUCUGACACCUAAGGCCAGACCCUUCCCUCCUCCCAACCACAAGCUUUGCCAGCCCCUCACUAGCCUCACCUGUGCAGGAUGGAGUAGGUUGCGUACGUGGGGGAAGGCAGGUGAACACAGUUGAAGCUCUUCCACAAUUGCAUCUUGCCGUCAGCUGGGUCUUCCAGAUUAACUCAGUGAAACCAGAAAGCCUUCAAGGGCCAGCUGAAUUCUGAAAGUGGGUGAGUGAGCCAUCAUCUUACAUUGGUCAGAACCGUGCUCCCCAAAGCUAUUCUAGAAAGCACCCCAGGCGGGGUCUGCAGGAACAAGGCUAGUUCAUAUUUUACCUAGUGGGCAGAGUUUUUGCAAAAAUCCUCCCUCCAGGACUUUGUUUCUUUGGAGUGAUUUUUAAAAAUACAUACAUUAUAGGAAGCUGUUUUCCCACUAGUGUCAAUUAAAAUCACCUUAAAAGGUGAUUAUCCACUUAUUCCUGAAACCCUGUGGGUUGUUCCCCCUUUUCCCUCAGCCAACAAAAGCAUAGCCUCAAAAAAUAUCAAGUUCAGUAUGUUUUGCCAAAUCAAAUUUCGUGUGGUAGAUCAAUUUUUGUGUCAAAAUAAUCUUUUAAAUUUAGUGAUGACAGGCUUUCGUUGGUUUUUUAACCACAUCUAUGUAUGAGAAUAAUAUAUUUUUGAAAACUUUAAUUUUGGAAGCCAUAAUUUUUCUUAUCUAAAGAGUUGGGAGGUGGGGUGUGGAAUCUGGAGAAUACAAGUUGGUCUUUGGCUUCUGGCAAACUUACCCAUUCAUUUUCGGAAGCACAACUAGCAUAUCAACAUCCAGACAAGAGCGCUGGUCCCGUCAUCAGAGCAAAGUGAAGCAUUCUUGACUUCAUGCUUAAUACUCUGGCCUGGAGAAAAGGAUAAGAUUUUUUUUUUUUUUUUUGGAAACCCAGAUCAGUUGCAUGUAAGCAGAUGGCACAUGGCUAUUUAAAAUGCUAUAUGAUGGGGCUGGGUGCGGUGGCUCACGCCUGUAAUCCCAGCACUUUGUGAAGCCGAGGCAGGUGGAUCAUCUGAGGUCAGGAGUUCUAGACCAGCCUGGCCAACAUGGUAAAACCCCAUCUCUACUAAAAAUACAAAAACUUAGCUGGAUGUGGUAGCGUGUGCCUGUAAUCCUAGCUACUAAGGAGGCUGAGGCAGGAGAAUCGCUUGAACCUGGGUGGCGGAGGUUGCAAUGAGCCGAGAUCGCACCACUGCACUCCAGCCUGGGUGCAGUGAAACUGGGAGUGAAACUCUGUCUCAAAAAAAUAAAAUGCCAUAUGAACAACAUGAGCAUUCCGUCAGGCGUCGGGACACCUGGGCAAAGACAAAUUCAUACUGUCUCUGAAAAGAAAGUUUGCACUGUAACAUAUGCCAUAGCUUGGCCCUUGCUUUGUAUGCAACCUUAGCUGAUGGGGAAAAUUCCAAACCUAAGUGGCACAGGAAAGAGGCAGGCGGUGGAGGCAGGGGUCUGUGCUGUGCAAGUCACUGGUUUUUUAUGACUAUCAUUUUCACUGAAUGCAUUUGUUGAAUUGGGACAAAAGGAACAUUUUCUAAAUCAGCUUGAUACUCUGUAUAAACAGCUGAAUCUUACCUUCUGCCUCACAUUAAUUCAUGUGGCAUGCCAAAAGUUAGACUGAACUUUUCUACAUCUUCACCUUGCAUUGAUACGGGAAGGUCUUCUCUUUAAGUCUUGUUAAGUAUAAGGGGGAUAGUGGUCACGGGAAGAGGAGAACCAGGCUGCUCUCGGAUGGUAAUUGACAAUGCCGAUUUCCAUUUCUUUGUCUUAUGGCUACUUCCGAGUCUUCUAGCAAGGUCCCUUGUUGCACGUAUUUCCUAAGAGCAGAGUUUAUUUCUCUUUCCAUUCCCUGCUUCCUUGCUGUCCGUGCAGGGACCCCAGCCAACCUCUGGGCUGUUGAAUAGCUCUCUGCUGGGUGGCAAGCCCUUCUCCUUGGCACCCUGUUGCUUAAGCAUACAGAUUGCUCACCAGGUGCACACAGACAGCUGUACUGUCCAAGCCCAUUCUGCUCCACCCUGUCCUCUUCAGCUAAAGAGCAUUCCAGUAAUAUAAAGCCCUUUCCCCCUGGAGAAGUCCAGAGGAUGCAGCAGUAUGGAGCUGAGCUUGAACAGAACAGACCCUCAGCACGGCCCUGGACUAAUGCACUGUUAUCUCAGGGCAGUCCAUUCUAGAAGGUUGAUAAACUUCCCCACCACUCUCCUGGGGACCUUUUCUCCCUAGUGGGAACAAAUGUGACAUAAUUUAGUCAAGAUCCUAUUAAGUCACCUCACCUGAGGCAUCUGGAGAGGGAGUUGCCUUCCAUUGGUGGGAAAUUGUUGGUGCCAGAAUACAUUUUGCCCAAAACUCUUCUCAUUGGCUGGCCACCUAGCAGGGCUCCUCUGAACACACAACUCAGCGAGGGGACCCCCUUCACCUCUGGCAGGAGAGCUGGGUAAAUCAGAAACUUGGUGACACCUGGCUAGCACGGAGCAGGCUCACUCGUCUUGGUCCCACUACCCAGAUUCCUGCAGACAUUGCAGGCCAAAUGAAGGUUGUUGAAUGACCCCUGUCCCCAGCCACUUGUUAUUAUCUGCUCUGCAAUGGAAUGCCUAUGUGUUUGAGUUCACUCUGCAUCUAUAUAUUUGAGUAUAGAAACCGAGUCAAGUGAUCAUGUGCAUCCAGACACAGUGUCACUUGAGCCACAGAGCAAAUCACCUUAACGAUCUGGAAUGAAACUGUGACCAGUGCCGCCCUGGGUGGUUCUGGAGAGACUGCCGUCUUCUUGUUUGGCCGUAGGUGCUGGGGCCCUGGCUUCAGUCACUGUCUCGGACAGGAGUCCCGAUAAGCAGAUCACCAGUCCUCCACUGUCCUUCCUGUCGGCCUUGCUGCAUGAGAAGAUAGCUGCUUCCUCCCUCUUUUCCUACACUGUAAUUAUUGUUUUACAAUUGAGUGCCUUAAUAAUAGUUUACAAAUACUAUGUAUUUAUGCAAAACUGUUAAACUCUCAUCUGUUGUGAUUGAAUACUUGGUCUUGUUAGUAGUGGUGGGUAUUGGGAUGUGAGCUUGUCCUACUCCAUAUGUGUUUAUUCUGCUAUGCAGUUUUACAUUGUGUGUUCACAUCUGUUCCAAGGAGCCUUGCUAGAAACAACACUGGUAGUUCCUGCAGGCCAGGCAGGCAUUGGCCCAUGCUGUGUCCCAUAGGAGGCAAUGAAAGAACGUAGCUUGGUCUGCUAGCCAGCCGUGGAAUGGCGCAGGCCAAGCGGCCUCUGCACCAGAGUCCAGCACCUGCCCAUUCCCCAGUCAUACAAUCAUACUCUUCUUUCAUAGAGAUUUUAUUACCACCUAGGCCACCCUAGUUUUCCUCUCUGUUAGUGUCCUGAGCUCUUUUGCAACAAAAUGUAGGUACAGACCAAUCCCUGUCCCUCCCCCAAUCAGGAGCUCCACACCAUGAGUUGUUUGGUUUUCCAGAAGCUGCCAGUGGGUUCCCGUGAAUUGCGUUACGAUAUCGAUGAUUUUUUUAUUAUAUAUUUUUUCUUGUUUUUUUAAAUAAUAUAUUUAAAGGCAGUAUCUUUUGUACUGUGAAUUUGCAGUAGAAGAUGCAGAAUGCACUUUUUUUUUUUUACUUCUGUUGGUGUGUAUUGUAUAUAGUGUGUGUGCUUCUUGUGAUGAAAAUAAACUUUUUCUUUAUAAAUUC
Molecule: messenger RNA, 8589 nt
Organism: Symphalangus syndactylus (siamang)
Lineage: Eukaryota; Metazoa; Chordata; Mammalia; Primates; Hylobatidae
Gene: SSH1
Product: slingshot protein phosphatase 1
Biological process (GO): negative regulation of actin filament polymerization; protein dephosphorylation
Molecular function (GO): actin binding; phosphatase activity
Source: RefSeq, a predicted model, not a curated record